CAACAGUAACGGUUACGUUUGCACAGGGUUAGCACUGACGGACGUCAGUUCUGUAAACUCUGUUGAGAAAUAAAGAAGGAAGCCCAAAGAAAUGAUGUUUCGUGUACGAGUAGCUGAUUCUUUACGGAAUGUUUGCGGACUUUGCUUACGCCAUAUGCACUCGUCGAGCGUGGAGGGUGAUCUCAGACCUCGAAGAUCCUUGCUUUACAUUCCUGGUAACGAUGAAAGAAAGAUCGCGAAGGCUUUUGGAUUGAAUGCGGACAUAGUUGUUCUUGAUUGCGAGGAUGGUGUUGCUCUCAAUCGUAAGGCUGAAGCAAGAAAAGUUAUCUCAAAUGCUUUGGAAAAAUCAUCGUUUGGUUCCAGUGAGGUUGCUGUGCGGAUUAAUUCUGUUGAUGCCAAGAAACUGGCAACUGAGGACAUGCAAGUUCUUUUAGGUGGAACAAAGAUACCAAGUACCAUACUUGUUCCCAAAGUUGAACAUGUUCAUCAGUUGGAAUGGGUCAAUGAAAGAAUCUCACAUGUAGCUAAAUUACAAAAUUCAAACAGAAAGAUCUCACUCAUAAUUUUUAUCGAAUCUGCCCUUGGAUUACUAAAUCUUCGAGAUAUUGUUAUGGCAGGAGUUGAUCAGUCAAAUGUCUUUAAUCUCGAAGCAGUUGUGUUUGGUUCAGAUGAUUUCUUUGCCAAUAUAGGUGCAACAAGAACUCGUGAUGCCAAAGAAUUGAUGUUUGCUCGUCAGGCAAUUGUUGUUCAUUGCAAAGCCUAUGGUCUUCAGGCUAUUGACAUGGUUCAUAUUAACUACAAAGAUUUAGAUGGACUUGAGGAAGAGGCAGCAGAAGGUGCUAGAAUGGGAUUUACCGGUAAACAAAUUAUUCAUCCUAACCAAAUAAAUGUAGUGAAUGCUGCUUUCUCACCUACGUCGGAAAAGAUUGAAUGGGCAAGAAGUUUGGUAACGAAAUUUGAAGAGGAAUCGAAGAAAGGAAUCGGUGCAAUAACUUUUCGUGAUCAAAUGAUAGACAUGCCGCUCGUAAAGCAGGCUUACAAUAUUCUCUCAGUGGUCAGAAUUGAAAACUCGAGUUGACUCAGGAUUUUUAAUCUAGAGAAUGAGGAGUGAUGAAGGAUUUAUGCGACAAAGAAAAAUCCCGAUUCUACUUUAAUUAAAUGAAAAUGGAUUUAACGCAUCAUUCUCCAAGGUUGGGCAAAAGAUGGAUGUCAGUAUGCAAAUACUAAAGACUAAAAUUUUUAUAAUUCGUGUCUACAAUAAAGCGGACAAUGUCUUUUGAACUUUUAUGACCAAAUAACCGAAGUAAUGCACAAAGCAGUAUGAAGGCUCUUACGAGAAAUGUCUAAGCGAAUGCAUUUGUCUUACAUGUUGUAUCCAAUGACCUGUGAUGUCACGAAUACCGAUUUCAUAAACUUCAAUCUUCACGGUGGGACUGUAGUACCUGGUGCUCAACUUUACAGUUUUUAUUGUAAUGACAUUUAUUAUGCCGAGCCAUUGUCAUAGUCUAAAUUGAAGCCAUGCAUUUUCAAACGUUAAGUUAGAAAAUUUUAAUUCGAUCUGAAUAAGAAAAAUGAUAUAAAUAAAUUUAAUAGACUAUAAACUUAUGGUAAUGAUGUAACUGAUUGCAUAAAUAAGAAUUGUUUAAGUGUGUUUCAAUUGAGCACGAACAUAAAA
Molecule: messenger RNA, 1675 nt
Organism: Xenia sp. Carnegie-2017
Lineage: Eukaryota; Metazoa; Cnidaria; Anthozoa; Malacalcyonacea; Xeniidae
Product: citramalyl-CoA lyase, mitochondrial-like
Exons: 8
Coding region: 92-1078 (328 amino acids)
Biological process (GO): regulation of cobalamin catabolic process
Molecular function (GO): (S)-citramalyl-CoA lyase activity
Source: RefSeq, a predicted model, not a curated record